AGAGAGAGAGAGAGAGAGAGAGAGAGAGAGGGGCUGGUGCUGGCAGACAUGGAGGAGCUGAGCGCUAUGGGAGAGCAGGUUUUUGAUGCCGAGUGCAUUCUGAACAAAAGGCUGCGAAAGGGAAAGUUGGAGUAUCUGGUGAAGUGGAGGGGAUGGUCGGCCAAGCACAAUAGCUGGGAGCCACAGGAGAACCUCCUUGACCCAAGACUGCUGGCUGCAUUUAACAAGAGGGAGCAGGAACGAGAGCUGUUACUCCAGAAAAGAGGAAAACGACCUCGUGGAAGACCGCGGAAAAUCAUGGAAACUGUUCCACAGGUCUCAAAAUCAAGUAGUUCCUCAUCAUCAUCAUCUUCAUCUGGCUCCUCCUCCUCUUCGUCCUCCUCUUCCUCUUCAUCUGAGGAUGACGAUGAUGACGAUGACGGGAAGCCGAAGCUGAGCCCCCGUCCGAGGGAACUGCAUCCCGUUCCACAGAAAAAGGCUCAGAUUUUAGUUGCCAAACCGGACCCCCCGAAGAAGAAGAGAGGCAGGAAACCUCUGGCGCCAGAGCUAAAGGCCUUGCGGCAGAGUCAAGCCAAGAGUUCACGAAAGCCUAUGCCCAAAGACUCUCUGUCUGACUUGCGAGGCAGCAUCAAGAAACCCCUUAUGCCUGCCAGCUUCACCUACACAGGCAUGAAUCGAGCUGCCAACAGGGAGCCAAUGGCAAUGCAGAGCAGAGGAUCCUUUAACCACAAUGCAUCUUCGAAGAGCUCUCUGGGUUCGUUGGGUCCAGGUCGCCCAGUGGGAUCGCUUGGACGGCCAUCGCAAGGGAAAAGCACUGCAGAUUUUAAACUCUCCGACAUGGCGAGUGGAGGAGGAGGACUGGAUUUAAAAGCGUCAGCAUGCAAGUCCCCGGGAGUGGCAUCCCUUAGUUUACACAACCCAAAACUUACAACCUGCAAUUCCAAUGGACAGGCAGCAGUGGGAGCUCCUAACUGGACAAAAAAACAGGAAUCUCUGGCACAAAGUCCAUUGCAACGACCGGCCAACAACAAACCUGCAACUGCUUUGUCCUCUGCAAAAAACAGUAACCAGACCACAAGCCUCCAGAAUGCCACCCUACAUAGUGUUAGCAAAAUGGCACAAGGUAGUGACACUUCUGCAGUUGAUGGUCAAGGCUCUAUCCAUCGGAACUCUGGAAGCACAGUGAGAAAAGGCCUAACACAAGAGAAAAGUCUUUUGCUGAAUCCGACCAGUCAAGCAACAGGAUUGGGAAUAGUGGGAACCCGCAAUAACAGUAUGCCUGUUGGGGUGGAGAGGGUAAAAUCAGAGGAUUGCAGUGACCCAGCGGAGAGAUUUGGGAAACCAAACCAAGGUAGGCCCCAGAAAGGCCUGAACUUCCCACCUACUUUGGACAGAAAUGGCUCCAAAGACGGCACCAAGAUGGCGAAGACACUGAGCGAAAUGAGCACAGGGGAAGAGGGAACAAGUUCUGAAUCUGAGCAUGAGUCUUCGUUAUCCAGCAAAAGGCAGGAUCUCUCUAUUGGUGUGCAGGCAAGCCAGGACUGGAGGCCCACACGCAGCCUGAUAGAACACGUUUUUGUCACCGACGUCACCGCCAACCUAGUCACAGUCACCGUGAAGGAGUCUCCCACCAGUGUUGGCUUCUUCAGUAUCCGGAAUUACUAAUCGUUUGUGAACUAUUUUGGUGCUUGGAAGACUUCAGAAACAUUUUGUUCUCUACUCACAUCUCCAGGAUUUUAUACUGGGAGUUUUCAUCUUUUUUUAAUUUUUAAUUUUCUUUCUUUUUUUUUAUUCAAAGAACCGUCUCAAUUUGCCAUUUAAAAGGUAGAGCAGACUGACUCAACAUUCUCUAACAAACAUUGACAUUGCAGUGCAUUUGCAGUUGGCUCUAUAUUGUUCAGAAACAAGAGCCUACAAGCCAAAUGAACUAGCGUAAAGGGAGGACAACAUUCUAGAACAAAGUAAAAUGGGGCUGGAGUGGGAGACAAUCUGGAGACUCCCAACAAUCACACACAGAGAUAGUGAAGGUAUAAGGUUUGUAAGUGUUUGUUAGAGGAUGUGUGGUCAGUGGCCUUAAAAUAGGAGACCAAACUUAAGACUGGAAGAUAUGAUACAUGAUUGAGAAAAUGCUCUUUAUGUACGUCUUCAAUCAGGUGCUUUGCUAAGUGGUGCUUAGUGAAAGAAGAAACACAGUCUUGUAGGUCACAUUUUUAUACUAUGUUACAACCAAUGUGUCUUAUACUAAGUCAGCGGACAUAUAUGCGAGCCUCGUCAUGGAUAUCGGAGCAAACGUGGUUAAAUGUUCUCAAACAGUAUUGUUUACAAGAGCACAAAACUACAGAAGAAGACAACUUUUAAACUUAUCCAAAGUUUUUUUGUUUGUUAUUUUGGCCAGUUUAAAGUGGCCAGUUUUAGAUUUGUGAAGCUUUCGCCUUGCUAGAACUAUAAGCAGCAGUCUCAAGAGCAGUUUAGCAUUGUUCUGUUCUGGCUAAUAUGUGGCCUUCUCUUUGAUAGCAUUUGAAAUCUCCAUCUUUAUUUAUUGUUUCUUACUGUGUUGUGUUUUUUAGAUUGUGUAAAAACAGUAAACAAUCUUUUUUGUAGGAAAAAAGCUGAAAACUCAUUUUAAAUCAAACUUUCAUGAAGCAUGGACUUGACACAGUUUAUUUUAAAUGAGACAUGUUUGAGUUAAGGGUUAGAAUGUGAAUCUUAAAGGGGAAUUCCACUGAUUUUUCAGGAUCACUGACAUGUAAAUGAAGUCUUCCAGAGUGGUUUGAUGUGGUGUAACGUAGAGAAAUUUACUGACUUAGCUGUAUUUAUUUUCUUUGAAUGGCCAAAACCUAAUCGCAAAACUAUCAUUAAACAACGUCUCAGGCAACAAGUAAUGUAUUUAUAUAUAAAAUGUCUCAUUUUACAUAUGAGGGUGUUUUUAGGCUGCGUUCACAUUACCAGGUUGAAAUGCCACAAAUCCAAUUUUUUUGUUGCGCUAUCUGUUUUGUGGUCAUGCGACCUUAAUGUGAACGCCCCACUCGGAAUUCAUGUGCUUUUUUCCACUGUGCGUCUGCCAACAUUCAGCGUUACCGUGGCAGCAGUAAAAAAAAAAAGCAACACAUCUCAUCUUUUUUGCCUUCGUCUUACUCUAUUAAUGACGCUGAGAGCUGUUCCGAGUUAAUUAUCUAUGCAGCGAAGGCUCGUUCUGCUCGUUGGUUUGUUUGCUGAUGAUGCGUGUGACGCACGUGGUUCAUUCACGUUACGUUACUGAUUAAGUAGAUUGUGCACAUGUGGGUCUUUUCGGGACGUUGGCUCAUUCCCAUUAAUGACCGAUUCUAAUCAUGUACAUAAAUGAGUGUGAUAUCAUGUCACGGAUAUCAGAUUUGAGCAAAAAAUCUGACUUGAGCAGUGAUCCCAAACACCACCAUUGUUUCUCUAGACCAGUAUCAUUUCACAUCAAACUACUUAAGACUUUGUUUACAUCUUAACCAUUUGAUUAUGCAGAAAAUUUGAAAAAUAGGUACAAUUCCCCUUUUAAGAAAACUGGCAGCUUUUCUUUCCAAAUUCAUUUGUCCUUAGUCGCUUAACUGAAAGGAUUUUAAUUUAUCUCUGUAGAGGGUUCAGAUCUUUCAAAUCUCAAGUGCCUUGUUGUUUCAGUGUUUAGCCAGUGAGGUGCUUAACAGAAUCUAUUAUGGGUUAUAGUUCCUCUGCUCUGGUCAGUAUAUAUGUAUGCAGUUUCUGUGGCAAAGAGGUUCCAGUCUUUGAAAACCUCCAGCCAGUUUUAAUUUAAAUGUUUUUUUUUUUUUUAUUUUUUUUUUUUUUUGUAGUAAUUGUCAGGGUAGGUUCCGUUCAGUCCACAAUAUUGAUAGCACCAAACAGCUACAGGUAGCUAAUUGUCUUUUUUAGUUCUGGUCUAUUUUGUCAAGAGGCCUCUGAGGUUAUCUUACAAUGGACAUGGAUCUUUUUAAAUCUAGAUAUUCCGGCAUGCCUUCAGUAGACACAAGUUUGAUUACAUGGUUGCAACAUGUACUUCAAGCAGCCAAUUAAACCACAUUUUCAUCUGUAA
Messenger RNA from Pygocentrus nattereri (red-bellied piranha), 4054 nucleotides. RefSeq names its product chromobox homolog 2 (Drosophila Pc class) (gene cbx2). The record is from RefSeq and is a predicted model, not a curated record. Gene Ontology annotation, cellular component: PRC1 complex; heterochromatin. The coding region runs from base 49 to 1665 and encodes 538 amino acids. NCBI's taxonomy places the organism in Eukaryota, Metazoa, Chordata, Actinopteri, Characiformes, Serrasalmidae. The transcript is spliced from 5 exons. Gene Ontology annotation, biological process: negative regulation of transcription by RNA polymerase II.